Molecule: messenger RNA, 675 nt
Organism: Fusarium venenatum
Lineage: Eukaryota; Fungi; Ascomycota; Sordariomycetes; Hypocreales; Nectriaceae
Product: ubiquitin-conjugating enzyme/RWD-like protein
Biological process (GO): protein polyubiquitination; ubiquitin-dependent protein catabolic process
Molecular function (GO): ubiquitin conjugating enzyme activity
Source: RefSeq, a predicted model, not a curated record
AUGGCGCACAAGCGACUUAUGCAAGAGCUCAUGCCCCUUCAGAAGGAGAAGUGGGUUGACAUCGAGACCGACGAUUCAAACCUCCUUCGCUGGAAACUCGGCCUCUGGGUCGUCAACCCCGACAGCGUAUGGCACGGUGCCUAUCUCAAGGCCGAGAUGAAGUUCCCGAACGAUUACCCAUACCAGCCUCCCACUUUCAAGUUCCUGACAAAGAAUAUCUGCCACCCCAACGUUUACACCGAUGGCAACCUCUGCAUUUCCAUCCUCCACAAACCGGGUGAAGAUGAGCAGUCAGGCGAGCUGGCUAGUGAGCGCUGGAAUGUUCUUCACGGCGUCGAGUCUGUUCUCCGAUCCGUUCUGCUCCUCCUCGACGAUCCCGAGAUCAACUCCCCUGCGAACGUCGACGCGAGCGUCCUCUACCGUGACAACAAAGCCGAUUAUAAUAGGCGGGCAAAGGAAAUCGUUGAUAAGUCUCAGAAGGACAUACCAGCAGGCUCCCGAAUGCCCACCACCUCCGAACUCACCACCGCACCACAAAAGCCAAUCGACGAUGACGCCGAUUUUUGGAACAUGACCGACGAGGAAUUGGACUUUGGCGGCAGCGAUAGUGAGGAGGAUAUGGAGGAUUUCGACGACGACGAUGAAGACGACGACGAUGUUAGAGACCGGAAUUAG